Molecule: messenger RNA, 1335 nt
Organism: Salvia miltiorrhiza (redroot sage)
Lineage: Eukaryota; Viridiplantae; Streptophyta; Magnoliopsida; Lamiales; Lamiaceae
Exons: 3
Coding region: 1-1335 (444 amino acids)
Molecular function (GO): nucleic acid binding; RNA-DNA hybrid ribonuclease activity
Source: RefSeq, a predicted model, not a curated record
AUGGUAGAAAAGAAGGCCAAGACCUGGAGGAUGUGCGUGGACUAUCGGGACCUCAAUGCGGCUUGUCCAAAAGAUUGCUACCCAUUGCCACGAAUUGAUCAACUAGUGGAUGCUACGUCAGGAUGCGAACUUUUGUCGAUGAUGGAUGCUUACCAAGGGUACCAUCAGGUUAAGAUGCACAAGAACUAUGUUAUCAAAACAGCAUUCGCAGUCUACGCAGGGAACUUUGCAUAUUUGAGCAUGCCAUUCGGACUCAAAAAUGCGAGAGCAACGUAUCAAAGAAUGAUGGACAAAAUUUUCAAGGAUCAGUUAAAGGAGAACGUGUCGGUUUACGUAGACGACAUGCUAGUGCGCAGUGCUGAAGCGCGUACACAUGCGAAUGACCUGGAGGAAAUCUUCUCUGUAGUGCGAAGACACAAGCUCAUGCUUAAUCCGGCCAAAUGCACUUUUGGGGUCCAAUCAAGAAAAUUUCUGGGAUACAAAGUCACACCUGAAGGGAUAGAGGGAGCCGAGCUUAGAUAUACUGCAGCAGAAAAAACAGCCUACGCUAUCAUGAUUACUGCAAGAAAAUUGCGUCCUUACUUUCUAUCACAUAAGGUUAUCGUCAGAACGGCGCUGCCUUUUCAGCAAAUUUUGGGGAGACCAGACCUUGCAGGGAGAAUGGUAAAGUGGGCCAUCGAAUUGGGAGAAUAUGAUGUGAUGUUCGAACCUCGCACAACCAUUAAAGCACAAGCCUUGGCCGAUUUCAUUCAAGAAACUACAAGGUGGCCAUUGCGAGGACCAUGGACGGUGCAGGUCGAUGGCUCCGUCACCAAGGAGGGGUGUGGAGCCAGAAUAUACAUCGAAUCACCGGAAGAUGGAGCCUACCAGUUUGCGAUCAAAUUUGAGGACAAAUUAUCAAAUAAUGAGACAGAAUAUGAGGCAGUGAUAAGGGCCGCCCACAUCUUGAAGGAGCUCAGAGCAGACACAGCCUUCAUCAAGACCGAUUCUCAACUAGUAGCCCAGCAGUUGAGGGGUGAAUGCGAAGUCCGCGACGAUAGAAUGAGAGCUUACUAUGAUCAGAUGCAACAAAUCAAGAAAAAAUUUGAAGAAUUGGAAAUAGUACAAGUACCCCGAGAGGAAAACCGAAAAGCUGAUCUAUUGGCGAAGAUGGCCAGCGCCGUCGAGCAAUCAUGGAACGAUGAAAUUACACUCCUGUUUGAGCCAAAGAGGGGUUCAGAAGUCCAACCAGAAGAGGCAGAGUUCGUUGUAAAAGAGAUUCAUCAGGGUUGCUGCGGGAACCACGCGGGAUACAAAGACCUGACCAGGAAAAUCAUCAGAGCGGUGUUCUACUAG